UCUGGGUUUUGUCCCCUUCCCUUUCAUUUGUCCACCCCCAAGUGACUAACAUCAUGGCCGUGAUCCCACUUCCCAAAAUUUCCUGCUUACAUGACAUUGUAUAUAGUUUAAUGGGAACCGACUUAGCUGUAUGCCAGGGGCGAGUGGAAAUUGGUGAUCAUCUCUAUAUCCUCUUUUGGAAAAAAAUAUAUAAUAUGUGCUUUCUUUUCUGUUUGCUUUUGUUCUUCGUUCAACUGCUUUGAAUCCAAGUGGCUGGUGAUUUUGAAUUCUUCAAAACCCCACGCAAAGUUUUUGGCUUUCAAUUCGAGUGUCUGGUUUCAGCUUGUACUCAGUAGUGUCAGACAGCAAAAUGAUAAAUCCAUUCCCAGAAAGUAACUUGAGCUAUUUCUGCAAGAACGUUCUCCUUUAAACAGAAGUUAUGAUUACAAAGAGGCUUAAAAGCCAAUGAUCUCAUUUUACAAGGGCUAAACGGUGGACUAACUAUAGAUCAGUAAUAUAUAUUCUAACUCAACAGCCUGCCUUCCACGGACUAGCUUGAGCAAAAAAUGUCUUCUUCAAGGCCCAGCCACUCAUCCAGCAACUCGGGGCACUCAAGACACAGCGCUAGGAUUAUUGCUCAGACCACUGUUGAUGCAAAGCUCCAUGCAGAUUUUGAGGUUUCAGGUGAUUCCUUUGAUUACUCAAGCUCUGUGCGGGUUACCAGUUCAGUUAGUGGAGAUCAACAACCCAGGUCCAGCAAAGUAACCACAGCUUACCUCCAUCACAUACAGAAAGGCAAGCUGAUCCAACCAUUUGGUUGCUUGCUGGCCUUAGAUGAGAAAACUUUCAAGGUCAUUGCAUACAGUGAGAAUGCCCCUGAUAUGCUGACCAUGGUCAGUCAUGCAGUCCCAAGCGUCGGGGAGCACCCAGUUCUUGGCAUUGGGACUGAUGUAAGAACUAUCUUCACUGCCCCUAGUGCCUCUGCAUUGCAAAAGGCCCUAGGAUUUUGGGAGGUUUCUCUCUUGAACCCCAUCUUAGUCCAUUGCAAGACAUCUGGGAAGCCCUUUUAUGCAAUUGUGCAUCGGGUGACAGGUAGUUUGAUCAUUGAUUUUGAGCCAGUGAAGCCUUACGAAGUCCCCAUGACUGCUGCAGGAGCCCUGCAAUCAUACAAGCUUGCAGCCAAAGCAAUUAGCCGAUUGCAGUCCUUGCCAAGUGGCAGAAUGGAAAGGGUUUGUGAUACAAUGGUUCAAGAGGUUUUUGAGCUCACUGGUUAUGAUAGGGUGAUGGCAUAUAAAUUUCAUGAUGAUGAUCAUGGGGAAGUGGUCUCUGAGAUCACAAAACCUGGCCUAGAGCCAUAUCUGGGUUUGCAUUAUCCAGCCACUGAUAUACCUCAGGCUGCACGCUUCUUGUUUAUGAAGAAUAAGAUUCGUAUGAUUGUUGAUUGUCAUGCAGGACAUGUGAAGGUGCUUCAAGAUGAGAAGCUUCCAUUUGAUCUGACGUUGUGUGGUUCAACCUUAAGGGCACCACACAGUUGCCAUUCACAGUACAUGGAGAACAUGAAUUCCAUUGCUUCUCUAGUUAUGGCAGUUGUGGUUAAUGAUGCAGAAGAAGAGGGAGACAGCUCUAACACUGUGCAGCCACAAAAGAGAAAAAGACUCUGGGGUUUGGUUGUAUGCCAUAACACAACUCCUAGGUUUGUUCCAUUCCCUCUUAGGUAUGCCUGUGAGUUUCUCGCUCAAGUAUUUGCCAUCCAUGUGAAUAAGGAAUUGGAGUUAGAAAACCAAAUUGUUGAGAAGAACAUCUUGCGUACCCAAACGCUCUUGUGUGAUUUGUUGAUGCGAGAUGCGCCAUUGGGAAUUGUUUCCCAGAGCCCAAAUAUAAUGGAUCUUGUGAAGUGUGAUGGGGCUGCUUUAUUAUACAAGAGCAAGAUAUGGAGAUUGGGAGUAACUCCAAGUGAUUUCCACCUGCAUGACAUAUCCUCAUGGCUUUCGGAGUGCCAUAUGGAUUCAACAGGUUUGAGUACAGAUAGCUUGUAUGACGCUGGAUUCCCUGGGGCUCUUGCUCUUGAGGAUGUAGUAUGUGGAAUGGCAGCUGUGAGGAUAACUUCCAAUGACAUGAUUUUCUGGUUUCGCUCCCCUACUGCUGCAGAAAUUCGAUGGGGUGGUGCAAAGCAUGAACUUGGAGAGAAAGAUGAUGGUACAAGGAUGCACCCAAGAUCAUCAUUCAAGGCUUUCCUUGAAGUCGUGAAGACAAGGAGUGUACCCUGGAAGGAUUAUGAAAUGGAUGCAAUCCAUUCUUUGCAGAUUAUCCUGAGGAAUGCAUUCAAAGAUAUUGAAAUAAAGGAUACAGGCACCAAUGCAAUCCAUGCAAAGCUCAGUGACCUCAAAAUUGAAGGGAUGCAAGAACUGGAAGCAGUGACAAGUGAGAUGGUCCGUUUAAUUGAAACAGCCAGAGUGCCAAUUCUGGCUGUCGAUGUUGAUGGGCUCAUUAAUGGAUGGAAUACAAAGAUUGCAGAGUUAACAGGUCUUUCUGUUGAUAAAGCAAUUGGAAUGCAUUUGCUCACACUCGUGGAAGAUUCUUCAAAUGAUACAGUUGAAAGGAUGUUGUCCUUGGCACUGCAGGGCAAAGAAGAGCAGAACAUUCAAUUUGAGAUCAAAACGCAUGGUUCCAAGAGUGAUUCUGAUCCCAUCAGCUUAGUUGUGAAUGCUUGUGCAAGUAGGGAUCUUCGAGAUAAUGUUGUGGGGGUUUGUUUUGUGGCCCAUGAUAUCACUGGUCAGAAGAUAGUAAUGGACAAGUUCACUCGGAUUGAAGGUGAUUACAAAGCUAUCGUACAAAACCCAAGUCCUUUGAUUCCCCCAAUAUUUGGUUCAGAUGAAUUUGGCUGGUGUUCUGAAUGGAAUCCAGCAAUGACAAAGUUGAGUGGGUGGACACGAGAGGACGUCAUAGAUAAAAUGCUUUUGGGGGAGGUUUUUGGGACACAAAUGGCAUGCUGCCGUCUCAAGAAUCAAGAAGCUUUUGUCAAUCUUGGAGUGGUACUUAAUAAUGCAAUGACCGGUCAGGAAUCUGAAAAAGUCUCUUUUGGUUUCUUUGCUCACAGUGGAAAGUAUGUAGAAUGCCUGCUAUGUGUGAGUAAGAAAUUGGACAGAGAGGGUGCUGUCACUGGGGUCUUUUGCUUCUUGCAGCUUGCUAGCCAAGAGCUGCAACGAACACUUCAUGUCCAACGUUUAUCAGAGCAAACUGCCUUGAAGAGAUUGAAAGCAUUGGCUUAUAUAAAAAGGCAGAUACGAAAUCCGCUUUCUGGGAUUAUAUUUUCUCAGAAAAUGAUGGAGGGUACCGAGUUAGGAGUUGAACAAAGACAGCUUCUGCAUACUACUGCCCAGUGCCAGCGCCAGCUCAGCAAGAUUCUUGACGACUCAGAUCUUGAUAGCAUCAUUGAUGGAUACUUGGAUCUUGAAAUGGUUGAGUUUAGGCUGGAUGAAGUUCUGAUUGCCUCUAUAAGUCAAGCCUUGUCAGAGAGCAACGCAAAGGGAAUCCGAUUGGUCAAUGAUGUGGCAGAGGAGAUUGUGAAUGAAACCCUCUAUGGUGACUGUCUUAGGCUUCAACAGGUUUUAGCUGAUUUCUUGCUGAUAUCAGUCAAUUAUAUGACAACUGGAGGUCAGCUUAUCGUUACAGGCAGUUUGACCAAAGAUCAGUUAGGGCAAUCCGUUCAUCUUGCCCAUCUUGAGCUCAGGAUAACACAUCCAGGUGGAGGGGUACCAGAAGAAUUGCUGAACCAGAUGUUUGGAAGUGAUGGAGAUGCAUCUGAGGAGGGAAUGAGCCUGUUCAUUAGCAGAAAGCUAUUAAAGCUCAUGAAUGGAGAUGUACGGUAUAUGAGGGAAGCAGGCAAAUCAACCUUCAUCAUAUCCGUUGAACUUGCUGUAGCACAUAAGUUGAAGACCUAAAAAUUUCCUUUAAUCUGUUUAAUUUGUUCAGUUAGAAGGACGGAUACUCGAGCAGUAUUUGACUUGUUAUGUAAUUUUCUCCAUCAUAUUUCUCCUCUUGGCACAUUUGUAUUGGUUCAACCUGUAAAUAAGCAAGUUUGCUGUGUCUUAUAAACUUCUUUUACCAUUGAUUGGC
Messenger RNA from Juglans regia (Persian walnut), 4095 nucleotides. RefSeq names its product phytochrome A1. Lineage: Eukaryota; Viridiplantae; Streptophyta; Magnoliopsida; Fagales; Juglandaceae. Gene Ontology annotation, biological process: detection of visible light; protein-tetrapyrrole linkage; regulation of DNA-templated transcription. The coding region runs from base 546 to 3920 and encodes 1124 amino acids. The transcript has 7 exons. The record is from RefSeq and is a predicted model, not a curated record. Gene Ontology annotation, molecular function: photoreceptor activity; protein homodimerization activity; phosphorelay sensor kinase activity.